This is a messenger RNA of Bradysia coprophila, 1567 nucleotides long. RefSeq lists its product as uncharacterized. The record is from RefSeq and is a predicted model, not a curated record. NCBI's taxonomy places the organism in Eukaryota, Metazoa, Arthropoda, Insecta, Diptera, Sciaridae.
AUAUCUGAACGCUGAUUAGGAACGUGCCUUUAUAUUUAUAGAGCAAACGAUCAAAAAUAUUUUAAUUUAGCGUACAACGUCGUUGAGAAUGGUUGUUCCUCCGUUAUAAGUGAUAAAAUAAAUUUGUGAAAAUGUUAAUUAAAGGUUCGGUCUUCGCCCUAAUUAUUCUUACUGUUAAUGCAGGAAUUCCAUACGACCAAAUUGAAAUAAAAAUAAGUGACGAUGGAACGAGCACAUUUGAAAUUGAGAUAAAAAACGCAUUGACUACGACAAAGAAUUUUUUUGCCAGCGAUGAGGCUAAAAUACUAGCACAAGUUGGGGCGAAAAUUGUGGGCUUCAUUCCUUACAUAAACAUAGUAUCAGGCAUUCUACCUGCAUUGCAGAAAGUAUUGGCAUCCGAAAGUGAUUGGAAGGAAAUAUUAGCGAAGGCCAUACCUGAUCAAACACAACGGGCGCUAGCUGAAAACGAUAUUCGUAAUAUAGAAGCUGCUAUGCAAACUGUUAGCGGAAACAUUGAAUUCUUGAAAAAUGGAGAUGAUUUCUCAUCUGAAAGUAAAAUUGCCAUUGUCCAUAUCAUCCACACUGAGCUUGACAAAAUAGUCAAUAAAUUUACUGAUGAGCGAGCAAUCUUCAGGAGAUAUCCUUUGAUUUCCGUUCCACCACUAUUUCUUCUGUCGUCUUUCAUCUCCGUGUUUGAUCCCAUCAAAAAUGUUAUUGUACCCGCGCUAGCACGUUUAUCGCACACAUCAUGCAAAUUGAGCGAUACUUUGAAAGAAUAUCGAUCGAUCGCCAUUCGUGGACGAUUAGAGAAAGUUUCUGUCGUUGAUCAAUUGGGUACAGCAUUCGAGAUUCAGAACAAUUUAUUGGAAUUAUUGAAUAGACCGUACAAUGAGUACGGAUAUAACCAAACUAAUUCUGGAGAAAUAGCGUGUCAAUCGAAGGGAUGUAACUUUGAUCCAAAUUUCAAAUAUCGUCAGGGUUGCGUUCAUGACAGUGUCGAUGCAACCGAAUACUAUGCUGGGAAUGCUGUUGUAAUGUAUGGAUGUGUCGUAGGCUAUUUAGAACUGGUCAGAUAUCGAACAGAACGUGCAUUUAUCGAUCCAAUGUAUUUAGUGGGUCGAACUUGCAGUGAGGCUGUACGCAACCGACCACGAACCGUAACAGGAAACGGCUGGCUGACUCUUACAAUCAUUAGAGUUUCUGCACAUCAGUUAAUUGAUGGUUCGAGCUGCGACACCUUUGAUUUCUGUGAUCCAUACGUAAAGGUGUCCAUUGAGGGUCACCACGUUUUUACCACUUCAAAGAAAAGUAAUGCGCCGGAGGCGACCUUUUUUGAAACGUUUAAAACAUCAAGGGUUCAGAAAACAGCAAAAAUAACACUUGAAAUGUGGGACGAUGAUUCCGGAUUUCUGGGUUCGCCUGACGAUUUGAUGCUACGAGCAGACACAACCAUUGGUGAAUUGCUAACACAAGACGCUUUGAGACAUGGCGAAAAUACUAUUUUCAUAAGUACUCAGUGGAAGGACGAAUAUGAAAACUAUUGAAUUUGAAAAUCAUUGAAAUAAAU